UGGGAAUUUUGCUCAGAUCGUGCUAAAGGUCUGCAUAUAAAUUCGGCCCUCCGUCCUCAACUAACUCUGAAGUCUGAACACAAACGGAGAGAGAGAGAGAAAAUGGCGUUGAGAGCAGCUUUGAUUCGCCACCUUCGGGUUCCGGUCCAAACCCUAUCCCCCGCCGGCCGAGUCUCUCAGCCGUCGGUGGCCAACAGCCUCUUCGGUUCCACCCGGUUCAUGUCAUCGCACGACGACCAUCUCAGCAAGGAAGAUGUCGCCGACAGAGUCCUCUCCGUCGUCAAGUGCUUCCCUAAAGUCGACCCAUCCAAGAUCCGACCCGUGACGAUCAUCGAGAUGACCUGAGGAAGUGAAGUGAAUCUUCACUCUCUGAUCGUUUAGAUGUGGAUGGGAAGGGGCUACUCAAGAGAGGUACCGUCCCUUAAUCAGUGACUCCUGAUGUACAUUUCCAGAGUGAUCUAGGGUUAGACAGCUUGGACAAUGUCGAGAUUUUGAUGGCUUUGGAAGAGGAAUUCAAGCUCGAGAUUCCAGACAAGGAAGCCGACAAGAUCGAUUCCUGCAAACUUGCUAUUGAGUACAUUCAUAACCACCCAAUGGCUAGUUGAAAUUACAUAAGGCUCUGUUCAUGAGUUUUUUUGGUUUUGUUGCGGUUCUUUUCCAGUGGACAUGUAUCAGCUGUAUUCAUGUUGAGACUUUGCUGUUGCUGUGUUCCAUUUUGAAUUAGUUCUCCAAAAAAAAUUGGUUGAGAGAAUAAUCUGAAACUGGUUUCUUCAUAGGAGUAGAGCUUUGGGUUAUUGAUUUGCCGGGCCUGUGACUGUGUUACUGGUACACACAAAAAUUUCUUUCAUGCCGUUGAUUUUGGCAUCUUGAAACUCUUGUUUUCUUCUUUCUUCCUCUUGUAUGAAUACUCUCCUCUCUCCGCCGUGGAUAGAACAGUGCAGGCCGCAGGGCAUACAUAAAUGAGAACUGAUUUCAGCUCCAGCGAUCUUCAAAGUUCAAUUGUUGAUGGUUGUGCCACUUCUGUGUAAAAUCUACAAUAUGACUACUAAAUCGCAAUUUCAGACUGU
Messenger RNA from Linum tenue, 1067 nucleotides. Lineage: Eukaryota; Viridiplantae; Streptophyta; Magnoliopsida; Malpighiales; Linaceae. The record is from the annotation of a GenBank genome assembly.